GAGGGCGCCAUAGUAAGAGAGAGCGCCAGACUACAGAGCAGCGCAAGUCUCGCGAUACUUUAAAGCCGGAUAUAGUAGUCUUGCAGCCUUGGGAGCGAUCGCUGGUGUUUUGGUGCUCAAUGUGGUUUCGGUAGUGUGUUACCAGGAAAUGGACGAUGUGUUUGUCCAACACAGUGUUAAAGUGCUCAAUGCCCUUAAAAAACAGCGAGAAGAAGGCAGGUACUGUGAUGCCACUUUGGUUGUUGGAAAUGUUAAUUUUAAAGCCCACUGGAGUAUAUUGGCCUGCAGCAGUCUUUAUUUUCAAAGUCUGUAUGGAGACGGAACCUCCACAAACAUUAUCUUGCAUGAAAGCUUUGCUGAAGUGAUUGGACUUGUGCUGGACUUUCUCUACACCGGAGAGCUGGCUCUUACAGAGGAAAAUGUUCAGAAGGUCCUCCUUGCUUCAAAAGACCUUGAGGUAUUGGAAGCCAUCGAAGUGUGUGAAAGGUUUCAGCCCAAAACCCUUCAGCCAUCUGAUAAUAAUGAAGGUAACAGCCAGGAAACCGGUAUCGUAGAAGCUGUAGAUGAACAUUUAAAGCAAACAAGCGAGGCAGAUGUUGAGAAAGUACUAAAUGAUAUUUCAGUGCUCACAAAUACCCCGUCUCAAGAAGGCAUAACUAGUCAAAGCCACGAGCAGGACAGCACUGUGCCUGUGCAUCUGGUACCUGGGGAAGACACUUCUGUUCUUUCAGAAGCCUUUAAAAAGACAGAGGAUUUAGAAAACCAGCAAGAACACACAGAAUUCCAGCAGCAAAAAAAAAGCCAACGGAGCGAGCAGAGUAUUAACAAUGAUGGAGAAUGCAUAACGUGGGAUUUGGAAGUGGGCCAGAUCCAUGAAGAUAUAACUGAAGAUGAUUCAUACAUGCAUGAAGAAGUACAUGAAGAUUACAUCCCAGAGCCAAAGACUCCAGACACCAAGCAUAAGGCCUGUGUUGUAAAGAGAAUCACUAAAACUAAUGACAAUGUAUUGGCCAUUAAAACACUUGAUGUGAAUAAGGGAAAUGCUAACAAGCCAGUGCAGUGCUCCACGUGUCACAAAACAUUUCUCAGCAAAUAUUAUCUGAAAGUACAUAACCGAAAACACACAGGAGAAAAACCAUUUCAGUGCUUGAAAUGUGGCAAAAGAUAUUUCAGAAAAGAGAACCUUAUAGAGCACGAGGCUCGGAACUGCAUGAACAGGACUGAGCAGGUUUUUACAUGUACCUUGUGUAAGGAAGUGUUCAAAAGGAGACUGGAAUUAAGAGUUCACAUGGUUUCCCACACAGGAGAAAUGCCAUACAAAUGCCCUACAUGUGGAAAAUGCUUUUUUUCUCGGACAGAACUUCACUUGCAUGAAGCCUUCAAACAUCGUGGGGAGAAGUUGUUUGUGUGUGAGGAAUGUGGGCACCGGGCAUCGAGCAGGAGUGCGUUGCAAAUGCACAUCAGAGCCAAACACAAAAACGAGCGGCCAUUUAUCUGUGAAUUCUGCCACCGUGCAUUUACUCAGAAAAACAAUUUAAACAUGCACCUCAAGACUCACACCGGCGAGAAACCCUUCCAGUGCCAUCUGUGUGGCAAAACAUUCAGAACUCAAGCUAACCUGCUUAAGCACAACCGUACACAUACGGGGGAACGGCCUUUCAGCUGCGAGUUCUGUGAUCAGAAGUUUGCAGACAAAACUCCUCUCCAGAGACAUGUCGCCACCCGGCAUCAAGAAGGACGGCCACACUACUGCCAGAUAUGCUGCAAGACUUUCAAAGCGGUAGAACAUCUGCGAGUUCAUGUUGAACGACACAAAGGCGUAAGAAAGUUUGAAUGCACAGAAUGUGGUUAUAAGUUCACUCGACAGGCACAUCUGAGACGCCACAUGGAAAUUCAUAACCGCCUAGAAAAUUACAAUCCCCGCCAGAGAAAACUCCGCAAUCUAAUCAUCGAGGACGAGAAGAUGGUGGACGUGAGCUUGGAGAGCCCUCCUGAACUGGAAGUGGGUUCUGCAGAGGUCAUUGUUGAAUCCAUUUCAGCCGGCUCAUUGCCAGAGGUAGUCACAGAGGAAAGGAUGUGUUCAGAGGGAUUCCCACCGGACGUCAUGGAGCAGACUAUUAUCAUAACAGCUAUCCCUCAUGACUGUGAAACGUGAUCAUGAUCAACAAAUAAACUCCAGUGUAUUUUUUCAUUUUUUUUGUCUCAGAAAUAAAAUGUGCUUUGUUUGGUGAA
Messenger RNA from Xenopus laevis (African clawed frog), 2232 nucleotides. RefSeq names its product zinc finger and BTB domain containing 48 S homeolog (gene zbtb48.S). Gene Ontology annotation, cellular component: nucleus. The record is from RefSeq and is a predicted model, not a curated record. NCBI's taxonomy places the organism in Eukaryota, Metazoa, Chordata, Amphibia, Anura, Pipidae. The transcript has 10 exons. Gene Ontology annotation, biological process: regulation of transcription by RNA polymerase II. Gene Ontology annotation, molecular function: DNA-binding transcription factor activity, RNA polymerase II-specific; RNA polymerase II cis-regulatory region sequence-specific DNA binding. The coding region runs from base 149 to 2155 and encodes 668 amino acids.